UUUAAAAUAGUUUUAAAACUUGUUGAAAUCAAGGGCUCUCGUCCUGGAAAGAACGUCCAGCUGACGGAGAGCGAGAUUCGCGGCCUGUGCCUAAAAUCUCGUGAGAUUUUUCUCAGCCAACCCAUCCUGCUAGAGCUGGAGGCCCCCCUGAAAAUCUGCGGUGACGUCCACGGGCAGUACUACGACCUAUUGCGACUGUUCGAGUACGGCGGAUUCCCUCCGGAGAGCAACUACUUGUUCCUGGGCGACUACGUGGACCGUGGCAAGCAGUCCUUGGAGACCAUCUGCCUGUUGCUGGCCUACAAGAUCAAGUACCCGGAGAACUUCUUCUUGUUACGCGGCAACCACGAGUGCGCCUCUAUCAACCGAAUCUACGGCUUCUACGACGAGUGCAAGCGAAGGUAUAACAUUAAGCUGUGGAAGACCUUCACCGACUGCUUCAACUGUUUACCGGUGGCCGCCAUUGUAGACGAGAAGAUCUUCUGCUGUCACGGAGGCCUGUCGCCCGACCUACAGUCCAUGGAGCAGAUCCGCCGAGUCAUGCGACCCACCGACGUGCCCGACCAGGGCCUGUUGUGCGACCUGCUGUGGGCCGACCCGGACAAGGACGUGCUGGGCUGGGGCGAGAACGACCGCGGCGUCUCCUUUACCUUCGGCGCCGACGUAGUGGCCAAGUUCUUACAUAAGCACGACAUGGACCUCAUAUGCAGGGCGCACCAGGUGGUAGAAGACGGCUACGAGUUCUUUGCCAAGAGGCAACUGGUCACUCUCUUCUCCGCGCCCAACUACUGCGGAGAGUUCGACAACGCCGGCGCCAUGAUGAGCGUGGACGAGACGCUCAUGUGCUCCUUCCAGAUCCUGAAGCCGGCAGAUAAGAAGUUGUACCCUUACGGCGGAGGUGCCGGCAUGGGCUCCGGAAGGCCCGUCACCCCUCCGCGAAAUUCUGCCAAGGCCGCCAAGGCUAAGAAAUAA
This is a messenger RNA of Nerophis lumbriciformis (worm pipefish), 972 nucleotides long. NCBI's taxonomy places the organism in Eukaryota, Metazoa, Chordata, Actinopteri, Syngnathiformes, Syngnathidae. The record is from RefSeq and is a predicted model, not a curated record.